AAGCUAUCAACGUUGAGUCUGUUAUUUGAGAUCUGUCGAGGCAGGACUGAUGCAAAUACCCGUAUAAAAAAUAUACAUCCGAUCGUUCCGUGGAAACAUAAGCUCACGUCUUUUAGCCAGCUAAUGUUUUAGUUGUGAUUCUUCCUGGCCGAUGGAGUGAAUGUUGUCGCUAUGUCUCAUAGACUGACCAAAGAGGAACUGGAUGCACAGUUUGAGCAGUUUUUAAAAGAGUCUGUUUCAGAUGAUUCUGUAGACUUGGGUGAGCGAGAUAAGGACACCCACGCUAAAAGCAGCUUAAAAGCCCAGAAAGCCCAGAAACCAGCUGUGUCGUGGUGGCAAGAUGACGAACACAGUGGUGGAGGACGAGAGAUGGACAAACGCAGAUUUGUCAAAACCAAAAAGCCUCAACCUGAGAACACUGAGGGCCUGUUGGGAUCUGGGAAGUCUUUCAGAAAGUCUCAGCCUAUUCAAGAGGAGGAGGAGGAGGAGGGUUCAGGAGAUUCAAGUUUGAAGGAAGGGCUUGAUGCAGCUUCAAUCACCAAAGAGAGCACAGAGACGAGAGACUCUGUGAUGACUCCAGCUGUUAACAUGGGGUUUGGUUUGGGCUUGGACACUCUGGAGGAAGAAGAGGAGAAAAGCAGGUUCUUUGCCCAGCUAGAAGCAGGAGCUUCAUCAACUAUAGAUUACUCCAAGCUGAACAGAGAGCUGGUCUCAACAAGUUCUACCAUGGCUACUAAUCUCAGGAAAGCAGAGAAAUCAGUGGAUGGGACAGAAAAUCAAAGCAAGGCAAGAGACCUGGAUAACUCCAGAGAGUCUCCAGACUUCACAAGUACCCCACACUACAGUGAGGAUUUUGAAGAUGAGGAGAACUUGAAAGAGCCACUGGAGGAGAAGUCAAAAAUCACACAAAUUCUUGCCAGAGUUUCCCUCUAUGAUUCUUUGGAUGAUACUGGUGGGGAAGACAAAAAAAAAGACACAGCAGGGUCACUGGACAGAGGCCAGUCAUAUGCUCAAAGUGGAGGGUCAGAGAUGGAGGCUCUUCAUGAAGCCUACAGACAGAUCCAUGUUGUUGAGGAAUCUGAUGAGCACAACGACCAGUUUUCCUCUCUGGAACAGAGAGGGAGGAUGAACAGACCCAUGUCUCCGACCUCCCCUCCUCAUCAGUCUCUUCAGCCGGCUUCUACCAUUGAGUCAGACCUACCUACAGCAGAGGAGCUGAUGAAGCCCAUCCGACCAGAGGAGAACCAACUUAGAGGCUUCACCCUCCGGCCUGUCAGUGAUGUGGAACUUGACCAAGAAAAGACGUCCCGGUCUGUAGAAAAGAAUUUUCCAGAUGUUACUUAUACCAAGUCACAACUAAAGCAAGUAGAAGAGGCUGCUGCAGAAAUAAAGGGGGUCGGGGGUUUGACCACCCAGUCAUCCACAUCCCCGGACCCCCCGAUCCAUGAGAUGACGUGGAGCAUUAGGAGGGAGGUGCAGAAGCUGAUGCAGGAACAGAACGAACAUUAUUCUUAUGCCGGCAAAGCUAAGAAACAAACGGCCCCCCGCGGACCCUUUGUUUCUCAUCCCUCUACGUCUUCAGAGAGGAAAACCACCAUUGCUCCUGUGAGGGGCAGGAGAGGGGACGCAAGAACAUCAGUGACUUCCAGGUCAUCAGGGACGGGUAGAGGUGCUGCCACAGCCAAAGCCCGUUCCUCCUUUUCCAGUUUUCCUCAGCAUCCGCAAAGAGCCAAGUCCACGAAGAGCCAAGAGAAAGACGACUGUGAUUACACAGAGCCAGGUUUGAAGGUGAGCAGUGAGCUGGUGGCGUCUGUUCAGUCCUUGGUGGCCGUCCUGCAGCAGCAGAUAGACACUGGCUCACAGCAGGAUGAGGCACAGGAACUCAGAAGUCCUCAAGCAACCGGACAAACGCAACAUCAUCCACAGAUCAGCAGGGAUUUGGAAAGCUCUUUGGUGGAGGAGCUCAAACUCCAGCUGGCCCUCAAAGAGCGAGAGCUGCAGAUGAUGAAGGAAGGAGCAGAGGAGCUCAUCUCGCUCAGACAGCAGAACUACCUCCUACAGAGCAAGCUACGAAGUGCAGAAGAAGCCAGUCAGAAGAGGAGAUGGGUGGAGGCCACAGACCCUGCACCAGAGAAGCUCCAGCAGAUCGAUAAAGAACUUAAAGAGCAGGAGACGCUUAUAAAAGGUUACCAGCUGGAGAACGAGAAGCUGUAUUCUCAGAUGAAGGCUCAGCAGGCCAAGAGUAAAGCCAACGAGGAGGCCAUGUUUAAUGAAAACCAGAGGCUGCUCAAUGAGCUGACUUUCACAAGGGAGCAGCUGAAUAAAACCUCAAAGCCUGUGGGGAACGUGUGCCUGAUGGAUCACACGCAACGCAUCACAACCUUGUUAGCUCAAGUAAAUGCACUCCAGAGGAAUGAGGCCAAGCUGUCCGGGGACGUUCACAGGCUGCAGCAGGAAAAGCAGGUUCUGGAGGUGGACCUGCAGCUCAUGAAGAAAGAGAGAGACCUGGCAAAAGACCAGACCAUCUCCACCUCAUGUGAUAAAACUUUCGAGAUGCGUGUCUUGGAGGACAAGCACAGAGAGGAAGUAGCGGCCCUGAAGAAGAAGUUGCAGUGGUUCGCUGAGAACCAGGAGCUGCUGGAUAGAGACGCCGGCAGAUUGAAAGCAGCUACAGCUGAGAUACAGCAGCUCAAACAGCAGGUAGAAAAGCUGAAACAGGAAGUUGGCAGUAGAAGCUCUGAGCAGCAGAGAAAAGCCAGGGAUAAAUCUGUGGCCACUAAGAGGAUGCAGGACCUUGAACGACAGGUGAAGGAGCUCGAGCAGAUACUAAGAAACCGAAACCCAAACUCGCUGCCUGCCCUGAUUUACGCCGCGGCCACCGCUUCUGAUCAGGGGAACGCGGACGCCUCAAAGACGUCGGUGCCCAGCCAGAUCACGUCUUUGCUAGAGCGCAGGAUUCAGCGCCUGGAGGCUGAGCUGGAGAGUCACGACGAGGAGGCCAAGCGCAGCCUGCGCACCAUGGAGCAACAGUUCCACAGGGUCACGCUUCGCUACAAGCAGCAGAUCUCAGAGCUGGAGCAGCAGCUGGAGCACAAACAACAGGUCAAAGCAGGAGCUGAGUCAGAGCCGCUGAUGUCGAAGAUUCAUACGCUGGAGGAAGAGCUGCAGCGUUUAACGGAAAAACACCAGGAGAGAGAGAAAUCUCUCCACGGCCAGAUUGAUGCUCUCCAGCAGCAGCUCAAACACAAGGCUCCGUCGAGUCCAAGCCGACACCAGCUCCAAGCCGAGGCAGCGUUUGGUGUUCGGAUAGAGCGUCUGAACCAAGAGCUCGCCACCAAGACACGGACCAUUCAGGAGCUGAGCCGCACCGUGGAGAGACUGCAGAAAGAGAGGAGGACCAUGCUGUCUGUCCCCACCCCACGACCAGAGACCAGACAAUCUGUGUCCAACCCACGACCAGAGACCAGACAGUCAGGCCCGUCUAAAGCACUCUGUGGUCCCGCUGCAGGAGACACGGGGGCAGAAACGUUUCCCUCAGCUCAGUAUGAGAAGACCUACCAGCCCACAGUUUUUACAGGGAGUCACAUCUCGGAGGUUCUCCUGGAGAACGAGGCUCUGAAGCAGCAUGUGGAGCUGCUGCAGCUGCAGAGCGACCGGGAGCAGGAGGCGCUGAAAGCCGAAGCCGCUGAAGCGAAGGAGGAGCUGUGCAGGCUGAAGGAGCACUUCACAGAGCAGCUGUCCUCAGUGAAAGCAGAACACCUGAGGGUGCUGGAACAUCUGCAGACCACCCACGCUCUGGAGCACUCAUCCUCUAAGGUCGCAGAACUCACCAAUAAGCUCAACACCCAGGAGAUAGUGGUGAAACAUUUGCAAGAGCAGCUGAAAGAGCUGCAGCGUUCCAAAGACGCUCUGGUUAUAUCCAGGACCAGAGAAGAUGCUCUGCAGAAGCAGCUGACCAGACUGCUGCAGGAGCUGAAGGAGGCUAAAGACACUCAGAGUCCAGAGGUGAAGCUCCUACGUGGCCUGGAGAAGAAAAUCCUCAACAUGGAGCUGAGACACCAGCACAGAGAGAAAGAGCUGCAGCAGGUGGUCGGGUGGGCGUGGCAGACGUCGGGGUCUGACCGUCAGUCGGAGGUGGAUCACUGGAGACGCCUGGCUCAAGACAAGACCAGAGAGCUGGAGGCUUUCCGCUUGGAGCUGGACUCUAUCCUGGACGUCCUCAGACAUCUGCAGAGACAGAGACCGGUCCUACCAUCUCCAGACGCCCCCAUCAGGGCCCCUUUCCCCCUAACAAGUUAACAAGGAUUCAGUCCCACCAUGCCAAAGUGUCACUGAGCGAGAAAAACUGCAAGUUGUUUCACAUAAGUCUGAACGGUGAAAGACCACGACGGUUUCGUAUCAGCCAGGUGAAAGUCCUGAACUUAAUCCAGAAGAAAUGUUGUGGAAGGACCUGAGGCAAACGGCUCAUGUGGGGAAAACCAACCAACAUCUCAAAACUAAAGUGGUUCUGUUCUGAGUUAUGGACUAAAAUCCCUCCCAGCCUCCGUAGAUGAGCGAGUUAUUAGAGACGUUUAGUCGGGGGAGGGAACUCAUACCAGAUACUGAAAACCAAGGUUCACUUACACUUACAAAUUAUUAACUUUCUGAACGAAAAUGAAUGUAAAUGUGUAAUGUUUCAGUUUCUUUGUUAGACUGGGUUCUCUUUAUUUACUGUCAGGACCUGUGUGAGAAUCUGCUGUUGUUUUGAGUUAUGUCAGAAUUAACAAACAUUAGUUGGACAUAAUGAUUGCGCGAAGCAGAAAUCAAGUCCUCCUUUGUGCAGAGCUCUCCAAGUUUUAUUAUUAUUUUUUGUUAAGCUGCUUCAGAGUGCAUGAGUCAGUAUUUGCUCUGGUUUGGUACAUCUUGUUAUGUCUGAUAAACUCUGUCGCCCCGAUGGAGUAAAGCCUCUGUUGACUGAGCCCACACUUUGAAUGCGGCUCUCGAUUAUUCUCAUGUUUGCAGACGUGGUUCUCUGAAAGCAGUGCAGACAAAUGACAUAAAAUAAGUUAAUAUAGCCUAUGUGGCAUGUGUGUUGUACAGAGCACUUUUUAAAAACUCACAUUGUAACCUCCUGAGACCCUGCGUCCUCAUAUGGGGACGUUAAGCUUUAGGGUUUUAUUGCAGCUUAUUUUGCUUCAUGUAAACCCAUUGUCCUCAUUCGUGGACGAUUUGGUCUGCCAUCUAGUGUGAGCAAAGGUUAAAAACUAUUUAUUUAUGCUUAUUGACCUUUCUAGUUUCAUAUGAUGCGCAAUUUUUGCUAUUUACCAAGUACUCGUUUGAGGAUGUUGGGACUUCAUUGUUCUGUCUUGACUCAGCCAUGUUCAGGUAUUAAUAUAAACAGUUUUAUAUUUUGUCACAUAUUGGUUCUUUAUAAUAUAAAUAAUGAAAUAAUCCCAGUGUCCACAUUUGAGGACAUUGUUUUUUGUUUUGUUUUUUUUUUUUUCAAAAACUACUACUUCCUGUUCAGAGAUGAUGUUGAGUUCUUAUACAUCUUGGGUCCUACUCAUCCCAAAUACCUCGAAGAAAUUAAAAAUGCGGACCAAAUAGAAGCUUGGGUCUUAGAAAGUUAUGUUUUUUUGCAUUAAUUUAAGAGAUUUCUCUUGUUUGCAUCUUGUUUUAUAUAUAUAUAUAUUUAUAUGUAUAUAUAUUUGCUCUUUGUAGAUUUUGUAUUUAUUUUAUGUAUUUAUUAGUAAGAGUUACAAAUAAUUCAUUGUAUGAUCUAAACUGCUUUUUUUUAAUAACUGCGCAGAUGAAAAUAAACAUCUUGAAUCU
Messenger RNA from Mugil cephalus (flathead mullet), 5811 nucleotides. It is a transcript of the gene cep162, whose product is annotated as centrosomal protein 162. Gene Ontology annotation, cellular component: axonemal microtubule; centrosome; centriole. Bases 172 to 4299 code for a protein of 1375 amino acids. Gene Ontology annotation, biological process: cilium assembly. The record is from RefSeq and is a predicted model, not a curated record. NCBI's taxonomy places the organism in Eukaryota, Metazoa, Chordata, Actinopteri, Mugiliformes, Mugilidae. The transcript is spliced from 30 exons.